AUGUCCUUCCCGGCCCAGCUGGCUGAUGGCAGUGCCUCUCCCUCUGCAGGUCCCGGCGUGGUGGGUGCCAACAGCCGCAGCCUGUGCGCUGGCAGGGCAGAGAGCAUCUCCUACCAGGAGCUCAAAGACUUGAAGAAGACCAAGGCCCUCCACAUAGAUGUGCGGGAGAGGUGGGAGAUCGACAGGUUUGGAAAGAUCCCAGAGUCCAUCAACAUACCAUUGGGUGAAUUAGUGGAAGCACUACAAAUGGACCCAGUGGAGUUCAAGGAGCAGUACAAUCAAGAGAUGCCAUCCAAGUCAGACCCUGUGGUUUUCUCCUGUUUGGCAGGAACAAGAAGUAGACAAGCACUCGGUUUUGCUGUGUCCUUGGGUUUCAGCAGAGUUCAGCAGUAUGCUGGUGGCUUUGAGGACUGGAUAAAACAUGAACCUCCAGAAAAGAAAUGA
Molecule: messenger RNA, 444 nt
Organism: Acanthisitta chloris (rifleman)
Lineage: Eukaryota; Metazoa; Chordata; Aves; Passeriformes; Acanthisittidae
Product: thiosulfate sulfurtransferase/rhodanese-like domain-containing protein 3
Exons: 3
Coding region: 1-444 (147 amino acids)
Cellular component (GO): mitochondrion
Molecular function (GO): thiosulfate-cyanide sulfurtransferase activity
Source: RefSeq, a predicted model, not a curated record